Messenger RNA from Apaloderma vittatum (bar-tailed trogon), 1026 nucleotides. It is a transcript of the gene AHSG, whose product is annotated as alpha-2-HS-glycoprotein. Gene Ontology annotation, cellular component: extracellular matrix; extracellular region; blood microparticle. Gene Ontology annotation, molecular function: cysteine-type endopeptidase inhibitor activity. Gene Ontology annotation, biological process: negative regulation of endopeptidase activity. The record is from RefSeq and is a predicted model, not a curated record. Lineage: Eukaryota; Metazoa; Chordata; Aves; Trogoniformes; Trogonidae.
AUGAAGGCACUAGUAGCUUUAAUAUUGCUUGUUCAGCUUCCAGUUCACAAAGCUGUUCCAGCAGCAGCCCCGGCUCCCUUGGGCUGUGAUGACCCAGAAUCUGAAGCAGCAGCUGAAGUAGCUGUGAGUUAUAUUAAUGCCCACAGUCAUCACGGAUACAAGUUUGCCUUAAACAGCAUCAAGAACAUCCGCGUGCUACCGCAGGGGCUGAAUAAUUACAUAGUAUUUCUUGAACUUGACUUAUUAGAGACUAGGUGCCACAUUCUCAGCCCUACGCCUCUUGCAAAUUGCACAGUAAGGAGCUUCACAGACCAUGCAGUUGAGGGUGACUGUGAUGUCAAACUGCAGAAGGUGGAUGGAAAGUUUUCCGUACUUGCUAGUAAAUGCCACUCACAUCCAGACUCACACGAAGAUGUUCUCCAAGUCUGCCCUGACUGUCCGCUCCUGGCAAGUUUGAAUAACACCGAGGUAUCAACACUUGUCACAUCCGCACUCAAUGACCACAACAGCAAAACUCCUAACGCUUACCUCAGGCUAAGAGCCAAAAUACAGUAUUACCCGGUGCAUAUUGUCUUUGCUGAGUUUGCUGUGGCUGCCACAAACUGCUCAGCACAAGAAGCUAAAGCUAAUGCGGAGGCCUGUCACCUGCUACCUGACGAUGAGGCUAAUUUCGGUUUCUGCACAGCAACAAUGGUAAAAGAGCCCUCACAGGACUUGGAAGUGGACUGCCAGCUCUACGGACAUCAGCCUGGAGUUACCUACUCUCAACCAGGUCAAGAUACAUCAGCAGGACUGGCGCCCAGUGUCGUACAAGGAUUCACAAACCAUAAUCUCAAGUUUUCCCACAAUAACGCCGUUGCAUCUGAAUCCAGCUCUUCAGAAUUUCCUACUGCUGUGCUCUCAGCAAAACCCGUAGCAAAGAGAGCAGUUGCAGAAGUUGCUCAGUAUGACAAAGUACCUCGCCCAGUUGGCUUUGUGCCUCCUCCUCCUCCGUGCCCUGGGAGGAUUCGCUAUUUCAAGAUAUAA